AUGAUGACACGAAGCUCACUCUUCAAGCAACUGGCUAUGGAACGGCCUUGCGAUCAUAUCCUAGGAAAUCAAAUAUUGAGAAGGACUAGCACCGGACUCGGCAGUACAACCUGCUCGUUUUUCUAUAAAGAACCCGACAACGAUCACCGGCUUUAUGCUGGGAAUUUCUGGGCGGUGAACGUAACGAACUUCGAUAGUAUCACGAACACCUGCCCGCCAAAGAAGUGCGCGAAUCCGGAGACCAUUACAGAUCCCGUCCUGAAGCAACUUUGUAACACUUCCUACACUUGGGAC
Cooperia oncophora is the source of this 294-nucleotide messenger RNA. The record is from the annotation of a GenBank genome assembly. Lineage: Eukaryota; Metazoa; Nematoda; Chromadorea; Rhabditida; Trichostrongylidae.